UCGGCAUUCCUCUGAAGAUGUGCCGUGUGCACCACAGCAGCUCAACCUGAUCAAGCCAGCGUCAGUGGAGGAGAGCUGAGACAGCAUGUUAGUGCUGCCAUCAGUCUGACUUUAAUACAAUUAUAUUUUCAAUAGCUCAAACAUCGUCUCUGUGCCGUAAGCAGUGGUUGUGAUUGACAGCGCAAUGGCACAAGUGGACACAGAGUUUGGUUUGAGGGACAGCAGCAUCAGCGGGGAGUGGAGUGGACAGGUCCAGCCUGCUCUGGUCGCCUCCGUCCUUUUCCUCUUCUGUCUGGAAGCCUGUCUGUGGGUCAGGAACCUCAGACUCAAGAGACGACUGCCGGGACCCUUCGCCUGGCCCGUGGUGGGCAACGCCAUGCAGCUGGGCCGGAUGCCUCACAUCACCUUCGCCAAGUUGGCCAAGAAGUACGGCGACGUGUACCAGAUCAGAUUAGGCUGCAGUGAUAUUGUGGUGCUGAACGGAGACAGGGCGAUUCGCCAGGCUCUGAUAGAGCACAGUGUAGAGUUUGCAGGAAGACCAAACUUUGUCUCUUUCCAGGUUGUCGCGGGGGGGAACAGCAUGACUUUCAACAAUUACAGCAAACAGUGGAAGAUGCACAGGAAAAUUGCCCAAUCAACAAUCAGAGCGUUCUCAUCUGCCAACAGCCAAACCAAGAAAGCCUUUGAGCAGCAAAUUGUGGCUGAAGCCACAGAGCUAGUUGAUAUUUUCCUUACACUCAGUGCCCAGGGCCAGUAUUUCAACCCCGCUCAUGAGCUGACAGUAGCGGCAGCAAACGUGAUUUGUGCCUUGUGCUUUGGAAAACGUUAUGGACACGAUGAUGUGGAGUUUAGAGCCUUGUUAGAGAGGGUGAAUCAGUUUGGACAGACAGUAGGAGCUGGCAGUUUGGUUGACAUGAUGCCAUGGCUCCGGUCUUUCCCCAACCCAGUUCGCAGUGUCUUUAAAAACUUCAUAAAUCUGAACCAAGAGUUCUUCACGUUCAUCCAGAGCAAAGUGAGGGAACACCGGGAGACAUUUGAUCCACGCGUGACGAGGGACAUGAGCGACGCCAUCAUUGGCGUCAUUGACAAAGCGGACGGUGACAGCGGACUCACCACAGGUCACACAGAGGGGACCGUGUCGGAUCUGAUUGGCGCAGGUCUGGAUACCAUCUCCACUGCCCUGUGCUGGAUUGUGCUUCUUCUGGCCAAACACCCAGAAAUCCAAACCAAACUCCAUGAGCUCUUAGACAGAGUGGUGGGCCCAGACAGGCUGCCUUCCACCGAGGACAGGAGCAGCCUGGCGUACCUGGACGCCUUCAUAUAUGAAACCAUGCGCUUCACCAGCUUCGUCCCGGUCACCAUUCCCCACUCCACAACCGCAGACGUCACCGUCGAUGGUCUCCACAUUCCCAAAGACACGGUGGUCUUCAUCAAUCAGUGGUCUGUCAAUCACGACCCUCUGAAGUGGAAGGACCCGCACGUCUUUUACCCGUCGCGCUUCCUGGAUGGAAGCGGCUCCCUCGACAAGGACAUCACAAACAACGUUAUGAUUUUCUCAGCGGGGAAGAGACGGUGUAUCGGGGACCAAAUUGCCAAAGUCGAGGUGUUUUUGUUCUUUGCCAUUCUGCUCCACCGAUGCAGAUUUGAGAAAUGUCCCCAUGAGGACCUGUCUUUAAACUGCUCGUACGGUUUAACACUGAGGCCUUUAGAUUACAAGAUUACUGCCAAAUCCAGACGAGAUCUCCCUAAAGUCAGAGAGAAAGCUGUCUGACUCUGUCUUUGAUUAUAAAAGAUUCAUGCAAUAUGAUUCCUAAAGUAAAUAUGAACGCUUGUAUAAUAGGAAAAUGUAGAGUAUAUUGUUAUUUCACCGGGGUACAAAAUACUAGAUUAAGUACUACAAGUAUGCAUCCUGAUAAGGGCACAAGGAAGCAAAUCAUAUCAGAUCUCAACGGCAAUUUUACUCCUCAACUGUGGAAGAAAACUCUGACUUUUGUUAGCAAUUAAUAAAUCAAUUAUUAAUCCAGUCACACAUUUAUCUGCAUAUGUAUUGCACCAUUGUCAGUGAGUGAAUAAAAAAAUACCACAUGCA
Solea senegalensis (Senegalese sole) is the source of this 2089-nucleotide messenger RNA. Its product is annotated as cytochrome P450 1B1-like. The record is from RefSeq and is a predicted model, not a curated record. Gene Ontology annotation, molecular function: heme binding; steroid 17-alpha-monooxygenase activity; iron ion binding. Lineage: Eukaryota; Metazoa; Chordata; Actinopteri; Pleuronectiformes; Soleidae. The transcript has a single exon. Gene Ontology annotation, biological process: progesterone metabolic process; hormone biosynthetic process. The coding region runs from base 185 to 1771 and encodes 528 amino acids.